Messenger RNA from Symbiodinium pilosum, 3313 nucleotides. Lineage: Eukaryota; Dinophyceae; Suessiales; Symbiodiniaceae. The record is from the annotation of a GenBank genome assembly.
AUUCAGAAAGACCAAGCUCCCGUUCAAGCUCGUCGACGAGUGGAAGCUGAUAGUGUACUUGGUUGGCCCCCGUGCCACGCUCGAGACGUUGUCUGUGACAAAGCGCCUGCCCCAGAAGUGGGACGUCUCCGCUGAUGUGAGAACGUUGCCUGCUGUCAGAUCCCUGCCUGCAGGCUCUCAGGUAUUGUCUCGGGCUCAGAAAGGGGGUGGGUUGAGCCCUCAACUUCAGCAGCUGGUGGCCGACCACCCGGAACACGAAGUCGUCAGGGUAGGCGUGCCAUGGACUUAUCUGGAGUUCAUUCGAGAGGCGUUCAAGGUUGGCCAUCCUUGUCACAAGCUUUCGGAAACUCGACCUUUGCUCCAGGCAGUCUUGAAAGAGCUUGUGUCUAAAAUUCAUGGGGUCAAAAGCCACAGGCAGGCGUGGUUUAAAAAAUGGGAAGAGCGGGCUGCCGUCUUAGAACAAGACGAGUCUGCUUUGAAAGCGGGCAUGAGUGAUGUCAGAAGGGCAAUCUUGGCUCCAAAAAGGCUCCUAUUGUUUAAAGAAAUUUUGGUUGAUCUGGAGUACGACGACAUGGAGGUUGUCGAUGAGAUCAUCAGUGGAGGGUCUCUGGUCGGCCCAGUGCCUGUUACUGAUGUGCUAGAUGCUAAGCGCAAGCCCGCCAGGAUCUCAGUUGAUGUGCUGGACGAACUCAGAGACCAAUGCAAUCACGCUGUGUUGUCCAGAGCCGUCUCCUGCGGAGAUACAGAGCUGGAUAAAGAGCUUUGGGCUAAGACCCUUGAGGAAGUCGACAAGGGACACCUGUUGGGCCCUUACGGCGUUGAUCAGCUUCCAGCCGGAGCCUUUGUUAACAAUAGGUUUCCGAUCAAGCAAGCUGACAAAGUCCGCCCAAUCGACAAUUACUCCAGUAGCCUUAUCAACGACACGGUUACCGUGUCAGAAAAACCAGUGGUGCAUUCAGUUGAUGAGAUUGGAGCAGUUGCCACAAACUUCGCUGCCCUUGCGAGAAAUGUGGAAAAGAAGUCAAAGAUUUUCCAUCAAGUCGCGGUGCCCUUUGGAUCGACGAAGGCUGUUUAUUUCUUCUUAAGAGUUGCCCGUGCUCUCUGGACGAUUAUUGUCAAAGGCCUGAAGGUGGCAUCUACCAAUUUCUUUGAUGACUUCGUCUUGUUAGCCCUGGAGAUCGACAUAAAGUCAGCUUGGACGUCCUUCGAAAGACUCAUGAAGUUGCUGGGCUGGAAGUUGUCUGAGGACAAAACAACUGACUGGUCGGCGGAGUUCGAAGCCCUUGGGGUAGUGUUCGACCUGACGGACGCCAUGUCAGGGGUGGUCAGGAUAGGGAACACAGACAGGCGAAAAGAAGAGAUUAUUGCAAAGCUGAACGAAGUUUGCUCCAGAGGAACUUUGACACAGCAGGAAGCCAUGCAGCUUAGAGGCAGGAUGCAGUUUGCUGAAACACAAUGCUUUGGCAGGCUGGGCAGGACUUUGCUCAAGCUCGUUACCAGCCACGCUUACUCUGGCUCCAUGUUCGUUUCGAAGAGAUUGAGGGGUGCCUUGUUGGACUUCGCAGCUUUGCUAAGGGACACUAGGCCAAGAUUGAUCGGAGCAAUCUCGUGUCGAUCCUUCAUGUUGCUGACUGAUGCCUUCUACGACCCAGGAGAAACACCGGCCGCAGGUUUGGGAGGAACAAUCCUCACGGGACAUGGCACUGCCUUGAUUUACUUCUCUGUCAAAGUGACAGAACAGGAUGGUGCUAAACUCGCUCUGAAUGACGAGGCGACCGUCAUUUAUGAGCUUGAACUCUUGGCUGUACUCGUUGGUUUCCUGGUCUUUAAAGAAUGGAGCAAGGGAGUGGAACCCCAACACGAAGGAAUAAUGGCCGGCGUCGGGAUUGUGUCUUACAUGGAUAACGAUGCCGCACGGUUCGCCUUGAUCUCGGGAGUCUCCAAAAAGGACAUUGCAGGUUUGAUCGUGGAAGAGGUAGCUUGUGUCGAGAGUGAGCUCGGCAUCGCACCUUGGUUCAGCAGGGUAGGCACCGAAUCUAACUUGGCGGAUGAACCUUGGGGGUUUGUCACGAAGCUCGUUGAGGAGCUUGGGUUCAAGGAUUGGUCAGAGAGGGCCGCGCAAGUGUCAGGCCAGUUUUUCUCAAAGAUCGCGGUUCAGAAUUACCUGUACGCACCGCACCAGUGGCUCGCAGAAAGCUGCUGGGAUAAAAAUCCGAACUUGGGGAAAUCCAUCAUCUUCGGCUUUUUGGAUACUUUCCCUCGUUUGGUUGUUGCAGGGUCUCUGUAUGGUGAAGUGCUUCUCGGUACGCUCCGCCCGGGCACGAGCUUGCUCCCAGUGCAGCAGCUUCGAUUGCCACAUGCUCCAGGAUGUGCUGUACACUCUGUCGCCGUCGCCAAGGUCGGCGAUGUUCCUAAACGCACCAUUGCCACAGGCAGUGCAGAUGGCGUUGUACGCUUCUUUGCCUCUGAUGGCUCCCCGCUUGGCAGUUUCCAGGCCUAUUUGCAGCAGCCUGUGCUGUCCCUGCAGCUCGGUCGCAGCACCCAGACAUCCUACCUGGCGACGGCCACUGGCGGAACGGUUGCUGCAGAGGAAGGUGAGCUGAUGGAUGCAGCGCACCUCUGGGAGUUUGCAAACCUCGGCCAGGCUCCCCGUCUUCUCAGCUGCUUCCAGCAUGGUCUCGGAGUGAACGGCAUUGCCAUGUCUGUGGAGCACAGCCGCGUGGCCACUGGCUCUGACGAUCGAAGUGCGGGUUUGCACGAUUUUGCUGGCCGCCGCCUGGCAACUUGCCGAGGCCACCUGUCCUUCGUGUGGGAGGUGGCGUUGUCGCUCGAUGCGAAACUGCUUGCCACUGCCUGUGAAGAUGGACAAGCUCGUCUUUUUGAUGCUGCCGGCCAGCUUCUGCGCAUAUUCGCUGGGCGCGGGACCUGCGUCGAGGUGAUAAUUGACAUCGGCAUGUGGACACUUGUAGCAACUGCUGGCAACUACCUGCAUUUGUGGGGCUUCGGCGAGGCACCAGGUGCAAAGAGCAGCGCGCUUUCCGCGGAGCAUCAGUCAGCCGUUCAUUGCGCAGCCGCUGUGCUCAGCUGCGGCCGCCUUCUCUCAGGCACGGAUCAAGGUGAGAUCGUGGAGUGGCACGCCUCGACCUUGACUGAGAAGAGCCGAAUCGCGGCUUUCUCUUCGGCAACUGUCACCUUGGCAGUUGGCUGCAACCUGGCGGGUGUUAUGGGACCUGCCGCAACCAUGGCGGACGACGCCGACCUCACCGCCGCUGAUGCGGAGAUUGAGGAGCAGCUUUCCGCAGCAUUCAGUUGA